Molecule: messenger RNA, 3368 nt
Organism: Ruditapes philippinarum (Manila clam)
Lineage: Eukaryota; Metazoa; Mollusca; Bivalvia; Venerida; Veneridae
Product: testin-like
Exons: 7
Coding region: 863-2065 (400 amino acids)
Molecular function (GO): zinc ion binding
Source: RefSeq, a predicted model, not a curated record
GAACACGUGCAGAGGUGAAGAAAAGAUGUUAGAGUGAUUAUGAAUACGUAUAGUGCAUCGUUUCUACAUAAAACAUCUGAUAAGCCCAGCCGAUUUAUGAUUUAGUGUUAACAUACAGAAGCUAUAUGCUACUUCCUUAUUGUAGAGCCGGUGGAAUUUUAACUUUCACUUUUCAUGUAUUUUUUUAAAAAAAAACAACAAGGAAAUAAGUGCGUAAAAAUCCUCUUUGAGAAAUAUUUAUUUUUACCUCUUUUCUCUUAAAACUUGGGAUCUUAUGCUUUGGUUUUGAUGUAGUCGUUACAGGAAAAUAUUUUUUUAAACAAGUGUUUUAAUAUACGAUAGUGUAUAUACAUGUUAAUGAAUACUCGUGAACAAUUAAGUACAUGACAAUAACUCAAUGGAUGUAUUAAAUAUCUUAUGGAUAGACUUUGAUUCUCACCACUUGUGACUCGAGUUCGGUUAUUGAUACUUUAACUAAGGAUAUUGUUUAAUAAUACAAAGUGUCUGUUAUUGUUAUUUACUCCGUGUAUAUCAAAUAAAGCGGUAAAUAACUUACUAUACGUACCCGUCUGAUACCUUUGUAAACACUUUGUUAGCUCAUUUUAAAUAGUAGUUUUUGUGGUCCAGAGUAAAUAGGUACAUUUUUUACAUGUAUGUUUGUUUUAACAACUAUUUUAAAAAGGUGUUUUUUGCUCUCAACAAUUAUUUACGAAACGUAUGAACUAUUUAGUUUUCUCACGGACGGAUGUAUUAGGGAUUUAGAUAAGAAUAAGUUCUAUUUAUAAGUUUUUUUUGUCUCCUCAUCAGAAAGGGGACUGGAGUAUUUGUGACUAACUUGAUUCGAGGACAGGUUAGGGGUCAAAUGGCGACGGGUCAGAUGUUCUACAGACCACAGCAUGACACUAGUUGUGGUGAAAUGAAGGUAACAACAAAUGUCGACAAACCAAGGUGUCUGAAAUGUGGAGAUCGUUGUCCUGGGCUAGAUCUUCAUUAUUGGAGAAAGAUCUGCAAGCACUGUCGUUGUGGACCAGAGGACCAUGACCUUACAGACGAUGACGACAAAGACAAGCAUCCAAUGAAUUUAGUCUUUGACGGUAACCAUAGUAUCGCACGUGAGCUGUCGUCAAGGUUACAUCGUCUAAAUAUAGAAGAUCCGGCCGUGCAGUCCGAGAUAGUAACGCCAGAGAAUGAUCUUGUUAUACACAGAAUUGUGGCUGAAAAUUUGAGAUCGCAAACAUAUAUAUCCAUGUUACCAAAAGACAAACAACUUUUUGCCGCGCAAUUGCGCAGACGACAAUUACAACGCCAACUUCCGCUUCAUGAUCUCCAUGCGAAAUUCUGUGACAGCCUGACUGAAAAAGAGUUGCAAAAAUUCCAGAAAUUUGCCGAGAAACGGAAAAACAAAGCUGUUGGAAUAGGAAAUGUUGGACCAGUACCCCAGAAUGGAUUAACUAGAUGUCAUAGAUGCGAAUUAACGAUAGACUCGAAAGGUUUCGCAAUGAUAACGAAUAGAAUGGGACCUUCCGCUUGUUUCCAUACCGGAUGUUUCACGUGUGCCACGUGCAAGGAAUUGCUUGUUGACAACAUCUACUUCUUCAGAACUGGUGAUAUCUAUUGUGGCCGCCACUAUGCAGAACUUGUGUAUCCGAGAUGUUCCGCAUGUGAUGAGAUAAUUUUCGCACGAGAAUAUACUCAAGCUGAGAACCAGGCGUGGCACGUGCAACAUUUUUGUUGUUGGUACUGUGAUACCCCCUUGGCGGGCCUCAGAUACAUCGCCCAACAAAACAACCCGUAUUGUGUUCAAUGUUUUGAUCGGCUAUAUAGUAAGGUGUGUAGCACGUGCAGUAGAACUAUCACGGCGGACUCGCCAGGCUUGUCACACGGGGAGUUUCACUGGCACGCAUGUCCUCAUUGUUUUUGUUGCUAUUGCUGCGGAACAAAUCUCAUUAACCAGCAGUUUCUACUGAAAGAUGGAAAAUUAUUCUGUAGUUUAGACUGUCGCCAUACUUUCGUAAACUCUCCGAAGAACGCUUUCCAGCGUCCUGUUCACAUCCAUCACCAUUAACUUAUAUUUGGUCAUUUAUGAACUGAUUUUUUCGCUGCUUAAAUACAUGGAGCUAGUCUGCUGUAUUUUGCCAUCAAUUCAUACUAAAAAGGAUUGGUGAAGAAAUAAAUAUUUUCUACAUUCAUAGACAUUGGUCCAGUUUUAAAGAGUAGAAAUUACUGGUUUGAUAGGCUUAACGGGCAAAGUCGUCCCUUUUCAUUAACAUAAUUAACAUAACAAACACAUUAUUGACCAAUUUUCCACUGCAGAACUUAUUUAAGACUCAUCCUCUGAAGUGGCCGAACCACCACAAGACACUAGUAUGCAACGUUAAUAUUUUUGCUUGAAAGCUAAUUUAUCCCUUUCUUUAACUUAAACUUGCGAGUUAAAACGGUCUUUGAAUACAUAGAUAGAUUAAAAUUGGAUGUAAAGUUUAAAAUGCUUUCUUGUUUAUGCUCAUAACUAUUUUCAAUCAUCUACUUUUAAAAUUCCUUCGCACUGAAAUAUAUGUCAGCAAACUCCCUUUAGAUGAUUGAAACCGUUGCAAAACUUAAAUCUAAAGCCGAACUGUUCUUAAAAAGAAUGUCGCACAACAAAAUUUUGUAUAUUUAUUGGUAAGAUUCAAAUCAAUGUAAAAGACGAAAAAACAAGUAUGACAUUGGGACAUAUACGGUAUUUUUAAAGGAACUCCACUGAGGUCCAAAAGCCUUUAAACAUAAAAUUUGAAUUUCUUACAUUGAUCAACUGGAACAUUAAAAAACGGAAAUAUAUUCAAAAGAUAAUAAGAAAUUUACUCAGAAAUAAAUUGAAAAUCGUAAUGUUGUGCUAUUCUGAACCCGCUUUUCAAUUUUGGGUCAUUUUUCACAAUAACAAUAAAUAUUAUGGAAAAAGCGAAUGGUCUGUUCAAAACUUUGCUCGUAAGUUAUUGGUCUAGACCUACAUCAAAUGGAAAAAAAAGCUCGAAAACUUAUAUCCAGUCCCGUCAUGUCAAGAAAACCUCAGUGGUGUCCCUUUAAUGCUUGAUUUUAAGACUGAAAACGUUCUUUGUAUAUAUAAAUUUAAUUUUAGAUCAAAGCUGAAAAGAAAAUGUAAAUAUGGAAGUGUUUUUAUAACUAGUGGUCUAACCUAUGAUAAUAAUAACGGGUUGUUGUUGUUGUUGAUGAUGUUGUUGAUAAUGAUCUAGUCUUUGGUGACAGUGCUCAAUCAUAUAUAUGUAUAUUCUAUGUGUAUAUCUUAAAAUAAAUAACAACAUUUUAUUAUUUAAUUUCAUUAUAUAUGUACUCUCUUUGUUUGACAUGAAUAAAAAUGAUUACUAUAAAAAUAG